AUGGCUGAUAAGCUACUACCUGAGCAAGAGGUCAACUGGAGCGAUGGUAAGGAUACAUCACCUCCUGCACUGCCUGCAGCGAAGGAUGAAAAAUUAUCCCGGGGAAAGCAAUUGUUCAUCGAGGAAGAAAAUAUAAUUCUAGCUUAUAAACAAAGAGACAGUGAAAUGGCAAAGGAAUAUGAACACUUCACCUUCCCAGCUCUCUCGCCUUGUAUCGCAACUCUGAAAACUCGAGAAGAUGUAUCGAUUCCAUCCCAGUCCACACGUCACCCUUCAGACUUCCCGUCGUAA
Molecule: messenger RNA, 291 nt
Organism: Brugia malayi
Lineage: Eukaryota; Metazoa; Nematoda; Chromadorea; Rhabditida; Onchocercidae
Exons: 2
Coding region: 1-291 (96 amino acids)
Source: RefSeq, a predicted model, not a curated record